CUGUAAAUCACGAGACGAAUCUUUUAAACCUAGUUGCUCAAUGAUUGGUCAAUGUUUGUCAAAUAAAAAUAAAAGUGCUACAGUAUCAAAACCCAAAAAGUUUUUGAAUCUAAACGAGGCCUAAGUCGAUAAACGCGCACGUCGAAUCCUGGAAUUUUCUUCUUUGUACUGCAAACCAUAAUUCAGGGUAGUCCAAAGGUGAAGCUUUAGCUUGCAAAUAUUCUUCGAAACUACUGCCUGGAUCAUCGUCGACAAGUAGAGCCGGACUGUAUGCCUGGAUCGUUGAAACAUCAUAAGCAAUCAGGCAACCUGCGCCUGCGCCGGCCAGUCUACUACGUACGUUUAUUACACCUGGGGCACGAGGAAAAAACGCACAUCCGUGUGGACGUACGCUGCUGGUUGCACUCGCGCGUCAAACCGUGGCGUGGCAUGGCGGAGCACUCGUCUUAUUGGUUUCCUUGACACAUCAAGUCCACGUACGACACCUGACCAAUGCAAAGCAAAGCCCGGCGUUUAAUAAGUAGACACGUCCUUGGAACAGUAGCCGGAAUGAAACAACGAGACAGCACACACACAUACUAGCCCAGCAAAUGGCCAUGGGUCUGGGGUUUCGGAUGAGCAAGGAGGCGGCGGGCAGCCACGCGGUGUCGUUCUUCCUCGGCGCGGCGCUGCCCACUGCCCUGCUCUUCUUCCUCGCGUCCGACCGCCUCGGCGAGGGCUUGUCCACCAUCUCGCACAACUGGGGGAACGGGCCGUCGGGCGACGACGAUGCAAAUGAUGAGGUCAUGUUCAAGGGCCUAGCCGAGCUGCUACCGAGGGUUGCCAUGGACGACAGGACGGUGAUCAUCACGUCGGUGAACGAGGCAUGGGCGCAGCCGGGCUCCCUGCUGGACCUCUACCUUGACAGCUUCAAGAACGGCGAGGACACCGCGCACCUCCUCGACCACCUCCUCGUGGUCGCCCUCGACGCCCGCGGGUUCCACCGCUGCCAGGCCGUGCACCCCUACUGCUACCUCCUCAACGCCACGUCCGUGGACAUGAGCUCCGCCAAGCCGUUCAUGAGCCCGGACUACCUGGAGCUCGUCUGGACCAAGCUCGUCUUCCAGCAGCGCGUGCUGGAGCUCGGCUACAAUUUCCUCUUCACGGACUGCGACAUGGUAUGGUUUCGCAACCCGUUCCGGCACUUCCCCGUGUAUGCAGACAUGAGCUGCUCGUCGGACGACUUCAAGCCGUCGCGGGCGCCGCUGGACAACCCGCUCAACACCGGCCUCUACUACAUGAAGACGACGAACAGGACCAUCGAGAUGAUGAAGUACUGGCGGGCGGCCAGGGAGAGGUUCCCGGGGCAGCACGACCAGGCGGUGUUCGUCAACAUCAGGCACGAGCUCGUCGGCAAGCUGCAGGUCAGGAUCGAGCCGCUGGACACGGUGUACUAUGGAGGGAUCUGCGAGUACCACGACGACCCGGAGAAGGUCUGCACCAUCCACGCCGACUGCUGCGUUGGGCUGGACACCAAGGUGCACGAUCUCAUGGCUUUUGCCGCGGACUGGAAGAACUACACGAGCCUGACGCCGGAGGCGAGGCAGAAGGGCAAGGGUGCUUUCAAGUGGACGUACCCGACUAGGUGCCGGGAUUCCAUAGGUUGGCGUAAGCCUUGAUGAGGGAGCGCAAUCUCAAGUGGGUAACAUGAGCCAUUAUAUAAUAUAUCUUUUAAAACACAAUACAGACACUCAGAAAUAUGCACGUGUAUAUACUAGGCAAUAUGGCCCAGGCGCGGUAGUAAGAAGCACAGCCCAGUCAUCACCUAGCUCGACGUGCUGGCACCGUCCGGUCAUAGUGUCGUGCUUGGGCCGUCAUGUCGGUCCAUAGUACCGGCCUAGGCAAGGCACGGAUAAUGUGCUAGCAUAAUGUGGCCCGAUAAACCCUAGCCAUCGGAUGCUUUCAGAUGAUUCUGUGGCCGUUAAGUUAGAGUAUAUAUAUAACACCAAACUCUAGCUCUUCUCA
Sorghum bicolor (sorghum) is the source of this 2004-nucleotide messenger RNA. RefSeq lists its product as uncharacterized. Lineage: Eukaryota; Viridiplantae; Streptophyta; Magnoliopsida; Poales; Poaceae. The record is from RefSeq and is a predicted model, not a curated record. The coding region runs from base 591 to 1658 and encodes 355 amino acids. The transcript is spliced from 3 exons.